Messenger RNA from Strongyloides ratti, 1095 nucleotides. RefSeq names its product Protein apterous. Gene Ontology annotation, molecular function: RNA polymerase II transcription regulatory region sequence-specific DNA binding; DNA-binding transcription factor activity, RNA polymerase II-specific. Gene Ontology annotation, biological process: regulation of transcription by RNA polymerase II; neuron differentiation. NCBI's taxonomy places the organism in Eukaryota, Metazoa, Nematoda, Chromadorea, Rhabditida, Strongyloididae. The record is from RefSeq and is a predicted model, not a curated record. Gene Ontology annotation, cellular component: nucleus. Bases 1 to 1095 code for a protein of 364 amino acids. The transcript has 4 exons.
AUGAUAAAUGAAACAGAAUCAAUUGGUGAGGCAUGUGAAAAAAUUGUUGGUGAGGGAAAUAGUCAAAUACUUAGUUUAGGAUCUAUUUUAAUGUUAGAUGAAAAUAUAGGAUUGGAUGAAUUUAUUUCUACAGAGAAAUGUUCUCCCAAAGAAAAUUGUCAUGAAUGUUCUCUACCUAUUGAUGAUAAAUAUUACUUAAUUAUGGAUAAUCAUUGUUUCCAUAUGCAAUGCCUUAAAUGUAGUGUUUGUUUUUGUAAUUUAGCUGGCAUAGAUACAUGUUUUACAAGGGAUGGAUUAAUAUACUGUAGAAAAGAUUAUAUGUCAAAAUAUUUUAAACAAUGUGAUAGAUGUAACAAGACAAUUGUAUUUGAUGACCUUAUAAUGAAAGUUAAUGAUGAUACAUAUUUUCACGCUACCUGUUUUAGUUGUAUUGUAUGCUUUAGAUAUUUACAACCGGGUGAAUGUUUUAAAUAUGUAGGGUCAGGACAGCUGUUUUGUCAAAUACAUUGUUAUCAACAAAAAAUUGAAAAUUGCGUAAUACCACAAUUACUUGACUCAAUAGUUGGAAAUAAUAUGCAAGCAUCUCCAACUGAGUUUCUUCCAAUAACACAUCCUUUUACAGAAAGAAGUAUCAAUAGAAACUUGGAAGAACAGUCUUUUGAUGAUGGAGAUAGCGGAAGCAUUGAUGGUGGUUGUAAAUCAAAACGUAUGAGAACAAGUUUCAAACAUCAUCAGUUAAGAACCAUGAAAGCUUAUUUUAAUUUAAAUCAUAACCCAGAUUCUAAAGAUUUAAAAGCGUUAGCACAAAAAACAGGACUAACUAAAAGAGUUUUACAAGUUUGGUUUCAAAAUGCUAGAGCAAAACAUAGACGUACAAAUGCCAGUAUUAAUGAUUCAUUUUUUCAUGCUACUAUAGCAAGUCGAAGUUCAACACCAUCAAGCUUAAGUACUAUAAAUUCAAAUGAUGUUUCAGGUAUAAUAAAAGAAACACUUUGUACCUCAAAUUCAUCCUUUUCAACAACAUCAUCAAUUAAUUCAAGAAAUAAUUCAAAAUCACCAAGUAUUAUUCCAACAGUAGAAUUAAAAAAUUGUUAA